GUACAACUCAGGCAUCAAGCCCCCGACAAAAACGGCGAGGUCAUAUUAGCCUUAUUACCUGCAAUAUAGGCCUUCCUAUUGGUUAGAAGGGACGAACUGAGGAUAAACAACUAGACAAGCGUUCCAAACCAGAAUGCUCUCUACAGGCACCCAGUUCUUAGUGAUUAGCCAAGUUUGUACAGCGGCGAUAUUGUACCAAGUCAUCAACUUGUACCAAAACUGGAAGGACACGAGUGCCUAGCAGGCUGCUUUCAGGGGCGACACAUCUAACUGGGCCUCAAGUUGACUUAAAUAUUCUUAAAACUAUUAUCUUUCGGCGAAGAACUGAGGCGGUUUAUCAACAAGACAGGCUUUCCAAACUACCAGAAUGCUCUCUAUUGGCACCAAGUUCUUGGUUGUGAGCCAGGUUUUUACAGUGGUGACAUUGUACCAAGUCAUCAACUUGUUCCAUAACUGGAAGGACACGAGUGGCUGGCAAGCUGCAUUCAGGGGGCUAGUGGUAUUCUUCACGGGUGCCGGAGGCCUUGUCACCUAUGACAUAUACAGGAAACGACCCGCUAAAAGCCACACGUUGAGGACGGUGUUACUACAGUACACUCUUACACAAAUGUUCCGAGUGUUUGGGUAUUUUUCUCUCAGGAAUUUUGAGACAGCAAGCAAGAACAUCAGCAAGAUGCAAGAAGAUGCAUUAAUGUUUUACAUUCGCACGCUGGAAAAUACGGAGUUUGGCAAGAAACACAAUUAUUCUCAGAUGCGGACGAGGGAAGAUUUUUUGAAACUGCACCCAGUUCUGUCUUACGCCGACCUUAAACCUUACAUUGACAAAACUGUAGCGGGCGAAAAAAACCAAAUCACUCCAUUUGACCCGUUUUACAUCGCCUUCACUUCAGGGACCACCGGUAAAAACAAAGCGUUCGUAUAUACAAAGGAGAUGUUUGCCAAACCAUCAAAGUUGUUUAAAAACCUUCUCUUUAGUACUUUAAGCUUUAAGAGAGCUGGGCUAUGGGAUGACCUGAAACGCUAUCACGAGGUCAGAAUAGGAGUCAAGACAAAUUUUACUGACAGUGGCAUAAGAACUGGACCUAUAGCUGGGAUGUAUGAAUUCUUUCCAAGUUAUUUGAUUUCACCACGUGUCGUGUAUGACGUCACUACCGAAAAUGAGGCCCAUUAUUUACAUGUUCUCUUUGCCCUAAAAGAUCCUGAUAUUGGGGCUUUCAACUUUUCUUUCCCGUCUGUUGCUACCCGGUUUUGUCAAACUUUGGAACACCAGUGGCCACAGCUAUGUGACGACAUAGAACACGGUACCCUGAACACCGAAUUGGACAUACCAGACGACAUCAGGGAAAAGUUGCAGACUGAUAUGAGGGCCGAUCCCCAAAGAGCUGUUGAAGUUAGACAGAUCAUAAGGCAGGGCUUUGACGGAAUUGUGCGCCGUUUAUGGCCGGAAUGCAACGCAGCUAUAUUGUUGAGCUCGGGUUCUCUUCUGCCUGAGGCUGAAGGAUUGAAGAAGCAUUAUCUGAAAGACGUUAAGUUUUGUAAUCCCCUCCAUGCCGCCACAGAGGGUUUUUUCGGAUUUAGUGACCCUGACGACAACAGCCAAACGCGGUUCAUUAUGACGACUUCCUUAAAUCACUUUGACUUCAUCCCUGUGGAGGAAACAGAUAAACCAUCUCCCCGUGUGGUACCCAUUGAGGAGGUACAAAUAGGACAGUGUUAUGAACUGGUUAUAACAACCGCGGUUGCCGUGCGUUACAGACAAGGUGACGUGGUGAAGAUAGUAGAUUUUCACAACCAGGUUCCAGUAUAUGAGUUCCAAUAUAGACUGGGGCAGAUGUUGAAUCUUUACUGGGAAAAGAUGACCGAGGGGGCCUUUGUCCACGCACUCCGAGGAGCAGCCAAGCGCAUCGAUGUUGACAUUGUUGAAUAUACUGCAACGGAGAACGUCAACUUUGAAGCUAUCGCUGAGCCUCUACAAAAUGGACGACACUAUGUUUUGUUUAUGGAGUUGUCAGAAAACUCGAACAAGAAACAAGCGAGGAUGAGUUCACAACAGAAGCAGAUGUUUGAAGACGUUUUGUACCAAGAACACGAAGUUUACAGGAUGUUGAGAGAUAAUGGAAGUAUUCUCCCCAUGAAAGUUAUCCAAGUGAAGACCGGGGCGUUCAAUGCCUUGAAGGACGCCAUAGUGGAAAGCAACCCUCGUACAAGUCGAUUACAGUACAAGACACCGCGCGUGCUGAGGGCACCUGAUCGUCUGCUCAUUCUGUGGGACUCCCGCCUGUAGUGAUUGUUGGGAUACAACCUCUAGUUUAGUUUUCUACGUACUGACCGAGAAGACUGCCAACUGGUUUAUUGAUUUAUUAACUGCUUAUGCCAUGUUAUUGCAGCUUUUGUUUAUAUAGAUAGAUAGAUAGAUAGAUUGAUUCAAGAAAAUAUUCACAAAAAACGGAUGCAUCACGAUAUUGGCCAUUAAUAUAACACGACAGAUUUAAUUUUCAAAAAGUUAAACUACUUUUAAAUAUAAUUGAAACACAGUCAACCCCUAUGACACGAACACACGUCGGGUUUUAUCGCCAGUUAGCUAGCAAUAACCUUCAAAUUGAUACAUGUUGAUCUUUGUUUGCCAAAAUCUUCUUUUCAACUCGUUCGCGUCAGCGUUCUGGAUUUGUCCACUGAAAAAUGCAAAUGUAGUA
Messenger RNA from Lingula anatina, 2693 nucleotides. RefSeq lists its product as uncharacterized. The record is from RefSeq and is a predicted model, not a curated record. Lineage: Eukaryota; Metazoa; Brachiopoda; Lingulata; Lingulida; Lingulidae. Gene Ontology annotation, molecular function: acid-amino acid ligase activity. Gene Ontology annotation, cellular component: cytoplasm.